Molecule: messenger RNA, 1135 nt
Organism: Girardinichthys multiradiatus
Lineage: Eukaryota; Metazoa; Chordata; Actinopteri; Cyprinodontiformes; Goodeidae
Product: myeloid-associated differentiation marker-like protein 2
Exons: 1
Coding region: 40-936 (298 amino acids)
Cellular component (GO): membrane
Source: RefSeq, a predicted model, not a curated record
GGACAAAGUCAUUGCAGACACACUUCGAUUCUUAAAAAGAUGGGCAUUGUUAAUGAUGUUAAGGAUACACUGUCUAAGGCAGUGUUUAAUCCGUCCAGCUUGCUGUCCGGACGAGGCGGGCUCCACAUGGCUCAGAUCAUUCUGUGUCUGGUCACCUUUGUCCUGGGACUGUUCAGAGGAGGGAGCAGCCAUACCUACUGGAACUACGCUAUGUUCACCUGGGCAUUCUGCCCUAUCAUGACUCUCUUCAUCACUGUUAUUGAGAUGUUCGGACUCGAUAUAGUCCUCAACAUGUUUUGCAUGGACUGGGGGGACUUCACCACAGGGAUGGCCAUGUCUUCCUCGCUCAUGACCAUCUCCGUUGCCAUAACGUACGGCAACUUCUAUGCCUGUCUGAAAUGCCUGUACGGCUGGAUAGUGACUGUGUUUGCCUUCCUGUGCGGUUUUCUCUACAUCCUUGAAGUGCUGAAGGACAAGUUCCUGGACAAGAAAAAAGGGAGCUACCUGGCUGCUCUUCCCGGGUUCUGUAAGGUUCUGGAGGCCUUUGUGAGCUGCAUGAUUUUUGUAUCACUCACUGGUUACAGAGGCAAACCAGCUCUGAUCCUUUGUGUCAUCGCAUAUAUCAUCCCUUUUCCCAUCCUCCCUCUAAUUAUAGCCACCAACAUCUUCAAAAAACUGAAGAACUGUUUGCCCUUUAACCUGGACAGGUUUGUCUUUGUAUUCCUUGUGAUCUCAGUUGUGCUGUACAUAUUUACAGCUAUCAUGUGGCCCAUUUUUACAUUCAGACACAAUCCACGUCCCAGUGACUGUCCCCCUAGCUUUUGUAUAUGGGCCAUUCAGUUCAUGGUUGCAUUUUUUACCUAUGUGAAUCUCAUCCUUUUUACAGUGGACCUCAUUUUCACACUACUCGGCAUCUGUGGUUUUAAGCGUACAUAAAUGUUCUGGUUUCUUUGAACAGGAAAGCGUCUAAUUGCUUGUCUAAAAAGUUAUUUAAAAGUCAAGAACAUAAAGGGGAAAUUUUCUGUUUCUAAGAAUUUAAACUUUACCAUUGAUAUUUGUUUAUUCUGUUUGUUUGUUUUCUAUGCAAGAUAAAAUUUGACCCUGAAAAUGUACAUAAACUCCACUGUUCAAAAUA